Molecule: messenger RNA, 2085 nt
Organism: Aureococcus anophagefferens
Lineage: Eukaryota; Pelagophyceae; Pelagomonadales; Pelagomonadaceae
Exons: 1
Coding region: 1-2085 (694 amino acids)
Source: RefSeq, a predicted model, not a curated record
AUGGACGACCUCGACAGCGUCAUCGCCGAGACGAACCCGCCGCCGGCGCCGGCGAUCCCCGCGGUGCCGCUCAUCAAGGACGCGAAGCGCGGCAGCAAGGAGAAGCGCGUGCGCCGCGGCAAGUCGACGGAGGAGAUCUACGCGGACCACCUGCCGAAGACGGCCGAGGAGGCCAUGAAGGCCAUCUGGCACAAGCCCAAGGAGAUCCGCGCGCACGAGCGCCUGCUCUUCAAGAAGUUCAUGUCCAAGGUCCGGCGCAAGGAGGUGCCGGGCCUGGGCAAGGACCACAGCCCCCUCGCGAACUGCUACGCCUGGACCCAGUCCAAGGGCUACGUGAUUUUUGUCGUGUGGCUCCAGGGCCCGCUCGACGACGUCACGGUCGAGGUCACGGAGCCCGCGCACGUCUUGGUGCAGACCGAGGGCUUCCCCGCGGUCGUCGACCGCGACCUGGCCUACGGCAUCGACCCGUCGCAGGACAUGGACUCCGUGAGCUGGGACAAGCUCGACAUGAUCGCCUUCAAGAUCGCCAAGGCGGAGUACGGCAAGCGGUGGGACCGGCUCUUCGACGGCGACUGGCGCAUGCUCCGCGCGGCGGAUUUCGGUGGCAAAAAGGGCUGCUACGACUGGGAGCCGAACCCGGACCCGGAGGAGCACCUGAGCUUCGUCAUCACCGUCUACGUGCCCGAGCACACGGCCAAAAAAGACGUGACCGUCGAGAUCAAGUCGGACUGCGCGCGCGUCGCCGUCGCCGGCUGGCCCGCGGAGUGGCGCCGGUCCUUCAAGUUCAACUGCCGGUCCCACCAGUCGACGUGGCAGCUCGCCUGGGUCGCGCCGCCGGCGGGCGACGGCGCCGCGCCGACGCCGGGCCUCGACGGCGUCAGGGCGAACAGCGGGCCCGCGGGCGCGUCGUUCGAGCCCGCGUGGUCCAUCGCGGGCGCGGCGGCCGAGGUCGAGCGGGGCUCGCCCGAGGACAUGCGCUUCCGCCGGCGCCGCGCGGUCCAGCUCACGUGCUACUUUACGGAACUGCCCAUGAAGCGCAUGGUCUACGACCGCGACGCCGCGGGCGAGAUCCACGAGCUCGGCAAGAUCGAGGACGUCAAGGACCCGCCGAAAUCGGCCUUCGCCGCCGACGUGCCGGACAAGGAGACGGCGAGCCGCGUGCUCUUCGUCGAGGAGGAGGACGGCAUGCUCACGGGCGUCGUCGCGGAGAUGAUCGCGCACAUGGACGGCGCGGAGCGGUACCGGCCCUUCGAGGCUUUGGGGCCCGUGUCGCAGAACAUGCUGCGCUACCUGCCGCCCCAGGAGCGCGACCAGUACGCCUUCGACGAGACCGACGAGCAGAGCGACCCGGAGAGCGUCAUCCAGUGGUGGGACCGCACGGCCUACGACGAGGAGGUCGAGUGGUGCCGGUCGCUCGGCCGCGAGCCGCGGCGCUUCCUCACGGACGACCCGGACGGCGACCUCGCCGCGCGGAGCCGGCGCCUCGGCCUCGACGACGACGACGACGACGACGACGACGACGACGACCCCGUCGUCGAGGUGCUCGCCGCGCCGGACGCGGCGCCGCUGCCGCUGCCGCCGGGCGGCAUGCUCGGCGCGGCGCCCGUCAAGCUCGCGCCCAAGCCCGCGGCCGCGGAGCCCGCCGUCGAGCCGCGCUGGCCCUACGGCGUGACCAUCUCCAAGCUCGCCGCGGCGGCGUCCUGGGCGCCCAAGGUCGUGUCGGACUACGCGUUCGACCCGGGCGCCAAGUCCGUCAAGGUCUACCUCUCGCUGGGCAAGCACCUGGCCCUCGCCGACGACGCGGUCUUCGUCUUCUUCGGCUACGACCACCUCCGCGUCGAGGCGCUCCACGCGCCCUCGAAGUCGCGCGCCGUCUUCUCCGUGGACCUCGCGCACGACGUCGACGCGGAGAAGUGCAAGUUCAAGGUCAAGGCCGACCGCGGCGACGUCGUCCUCACGCUCCGCAAGUUCAACGCCGACGACGUCUGGGCCAAGCUCAACAAGGACGUCAACUUCGACACGGGCGACCAGGGCGUCGGCGCGCCGGCCGAGCCCGCCGACGACGACUUCGACGGCAUGGAUUGA